GGAGUGGGGUUUGUAUCGUGGGCAGCACUACGUUCGUGAUGGGCGGAGCGCGUACGGGUAAACGCUGUGCGUUGCGGGGUGGUUAUGAGCUUCUGUCUAAGUAGUAGAGGUUUGGUGACUCCAUGAUAUCGUUACAUCGCGACCUGCAUACAUUCAGAAUAAAAUGAGCCUAAUGACGAGACGAUGUAUAUGAAGAAAUCCAGAAGUGUCGGCGCUACGUCUCCUCUGAAUGGCCUGGGAAAAACAGAUUUUGAGUCCAAGCGGAAGAGAAAGAUUGCAGAUAUCUUCCAAGCCCUAAACUCUGUGCCAGUGGACAUUGCAGCAUUGCGACGCAUGUCCAUAAGUGAAGGAGGACUGCUGACAGAUGAGAUCCGCUGUGAGGUGUGGCCCAAACUGCUCAAUGUUAACACCACUAAUCUGCCCGGAAAACCUGGAAAGGAGUUACGGGAAAACAACAAGGACUACAACCAGGUUCUUCUAGAUGUACGUCGCUCCCUGCGCCGCUUUCCUCCUGGAAUGCCAGAUGACCAGCGAGAGGAUUUACAGGAGAAGCUAAUAGAUAUCAUUUUGUUGGUUCUAAAGAAGAACCCUCAGUUGCACUAUUAUCAGGGCUACCAUGAUAUAGUGGUCACAUUCCUACUUGUACUAGGUGAGGAGCUGGCAACCCCUCUGGUGGAGAAACUGUCCACUCAUCAUCUCAGGGAUUUUAUGGACCCCACAAUGGACAACACAAAGCAUAUUUUAAAUUAUCUCAUGCCCAUCAUUGAGAGAGUGAACCCAGAAGUGCACGAUUUUAUGCAGAGGGCUGAAGUGGGCACCAUCUUUGCUCUCAGUUGGCUUAUUACUUGGUUUGGACAUGUUCUUUCAGACUUCAGGCAUGUUGUGCGGUUAUACGAUUUCUUCUUGGCCUGCCACCCCUUAAUGCCUAUUUAUUUUGCUGCUGUGAUUGUUUUGUACCGGGAAAAUGAAGUUUUGGAAAGUGAAUGUGAUAUGGCUGCGGUUCAUCAUCUCCUCUCACAAAUUCCUCAGGACCUACCUUAUGAGACUCUCAUCAGUCGAGCGGGAGACCUUUUUGUCCAGUUUCCUCCUUCCGAGCUUGCUCGAGAGGCCGCUCUGCAGCAGAGUCAACGGACUGCGGCAUCUACCUUUAAAGACUUUGAGUUGGCGUCCGCCCAGCAGAGACCAGACAUGGUUCUCAGACAGCGCUUUCGGGAGCAGGCUAGUCAAGAGGCUAAAGCCAGAGGUGUCAUAGUAAAGCCACGGACUAAUCGCUUUAUGAAACUGGCAGUUAUGGGACUAACUGUGGCCCUGGGUGCAGCAGCACUUGCAGUGGUCAAUACAGCAUUGGAGUGGGCGCCCAAGAUUGACCUGCAGAUUUUUCCUUAACAGCAGGAAUUGGUCUUCCUUUUUCUCUUGAUUUUAAAAUAAAAUGCCUCAGUUUGCCUUGAGAGGACAAUGAAACUAAAAUUUAUUCUUCAUCUCAAAGGAAGCUUUGUGUCUCACUUUUGUACCUUUUGAUGACUUUUCACCAACACAACAAUAAGCACUGUUCAUCUUUUUUUUUUUUUGCUGCACAUCACACUGUCUGUGCACUUUAUAUGUACAUCUUCACAAUUCUGAGUAUGCUCUGCAGGAGAAGAAUUAUCAUGUAUCAUUUAAAGAGUGACAUUAUUUAGGCAAUGUCCUGCAAACUUACAUUUUUGGGCUUAUUGGCCAUGUUGCUAGGACUUUAUCAGGCAGCUACUCUUGUUUAGUGCUCUCUGCAUGUCCACAGGCUAAUUAGGCAAGUCACAGUAGCUAUAGACAUCCUGGUAAAUAUUUGUUACUCUUUUUUGAAAAGCUCCUGUUUGAUGGAAUAAGUUUGCAGGAUCUUUAAUAUGGGUUGGUGCCUGCUCUUGAAUGGUAAUAUGGUUCAUUGGUGCAGAUUCUUUAGCAGAGAAACUGUCUCAGAAUUGCGAAAAUUCAUGUCGUGAAACCGUUGAAGAUUUCAAACCUCCUGUUUUAGUUGGUUUCCUGUGUGAAAAGAAAAUGGAGCAGUGCAAGCAGCAGGUUCCGUUUCUGUGGAAUCAUUCCAUUACAAAUAUCGUCUAAGUCACAAAGGCAGAGUUCUGCUUCUUUGUCUGAUGGUCACUAUCAUCCACUGAUUGGUUCUUUUAAAACCACUUGUCAUGAAGUUGGCCUAGACUGCUCUUAAUUUUUACUUUUAAGCAGUGGUUGAGCUUUACUUUCCUUAAGGAGUGUCAACUCAUCAAAUACUGAAAAGUCAAAGGAAAACAAAAUGCCAUAAGAAGGUUUACCCAUCUCGCCAAGUAGGCAGUCUGCUGCAAUAAAUACCUUGCCCCUUUUGUCAUUAGAAAAGAUGUCUGCCAGGACAGAUCUGGCUUGUUGAUGUUUUAAGAAUGUUUUAUACUGUAAAUGUUUUGUCCAGUGGCAAAUCCUGGAGGUAUGCAUUAAGUCAGUGAUCUCUGCUGGUUUGUUGUUGCAGUUAUGUAUAGUCAAGGUAAAAUGUAAGUUUUUCAGAACUAUUUACAGUAUAUAAUGUAAAUCUGACUCACUUCCUCAACCUAGCUAUGUUCUGUGAUUGUCAGACCCCAGAUACAAAGAUUUUUUUUCACUGAUGCACAAUAAAAAAUAAAACAAA
This is a messenger RNA of Polypterus senegalus (gray bichir), 2641 nucleotides long. RefSeq names its product TBC1 domain family, member 20 (gene tbc1d20). NCBI's taxonomy places the organism in Eukaryota, Metazoa, Chordata, Cladistia, Polypteriformes, Polypteridae. Bases 184 to 1386 code for a protein of 400 amino acids. Gene Ontology annotation, biological process: positive regulation of GTPase activity; endoplasmic reticulum to Golgi vesicle-mediated transport. The transcript is spliced from 8 exons. The record is from RefSeq and is a predicted model, not a curated record. Gene Ontology annotation, cellular component: endoplasmic reticulum membrane. Gene Ontology annotation, molecular function: GTPase activator activity.